AUGGUCAGCAUCUUUCUCUCUCGCCUUCUCUUCUCUUGCAGGAUACGAGCCAAGGGACGAAAAUACUUCAAGAGCCAUGCGGAUCUCGAUUGGAGAUUCAUUUAUAAGAAGGAUGAUAAAUGUCGGACCCCGACAAAGCUGCAGGGCCGUUUCGUGUUACUGCUCCCCAAUAUCGAAGGACUGCUGGCUAUUCAUUGGAUAGCACGGCGUACGGGGCCCCGACGGCGUCGACAUCUCUGGACCCAUCCCGGUUCGAGGCUGAAGUGUCGGCAAAACUGUCUGUUCAUCGGGAUUGACAAUGCACGAGAGAUGUCUGGACAGCAAUUCUCGCCCAGGAUAGCUACCCUCGCUACGGGGAAGCCAGAGGAGAAUAAAAUGCGGCUAGAGGAGACCUGGCUGAGACGGCUGGCAGAGAAGAGAAGAAUUUACCGGAGAAGCCAACACCAUCUCGAAACGCCCUUUACCACAGCUGCUAUUGGCACUGAUGUCGCAUUCUGGCGGUCGUAUAUCGCGUCCCGCCCGACGCCCCCUGAAGACUUCUUCCAGUUCAUCAACGCCUACCACGCGAGCCACGGCGAUUCCACCUCUGCAGGGACUCCUGGGGAACCCUUCCACAGACGCGGUGCAGAGGGGUUGUCGAGCUACCUAGACAACAUAGCGGUCCCCGCAGCGGAGUGGGAGAAUGUGCAGCGACACAAGUGGAAUUGCGGCCACCCGCUGCUCUUCAACAGCACGGAGGGGUUUGAUUUCGAAGUGGUGCCCGUGGACCGACGGGCUGAGGGAGAGAAGACGACAGAGGUGAUUGAUCGCGAGUUCUGGGCGGAAGAAUGGGACGUCGAGCGCACCAAGGCCUACAUAGACUCAGUCUACCCCAACUACCGCACCGCGGCAGGGGAGAGGUACGCAGAGCUCGAGGCGAUGCUUGAGGAGCUGCGGGAGGCGAUGGGCGGCGGAAACUCCAGGAGAAAGGUCAGCUUCCCCGUCGUGCUGAUUCUCGCGACGAGGAAGUAA
Molecule: messenger RNA, 1011 nt
Organism: Nannizzia gypsea CBS 118893
Lineage: Eukaryota; Fungi; Ascomycota; Eurotiomycetes; Onygenales; Arthrodermataceae
Exons: 4
Coding region: 1-1011 (336 amino acids)
Source: RefSeq, a predicted model, not a curated record